Hevea brasiliensis (rubber tree) is the source of this 2193-nucleotide messenger RNA. Its product is annotated as probable LRR receptor-like serine/threonine-protein kinase RFK1. The annotation marks the transcript as partial. Gene Ontology annotation, molecular function: protein binding; ATP binding; protein kinase activity. The record is from RefSeq and is a predicted model, not a curated record. The transcript is spliced from 20 exons. Gene Ontology annotation, biological process: protein phosphorylation. NCBI's taxonomy places the organism in Eukaryota, Viridiplantae, Streptophyta, Magnoliopsida, Malpighiales, Euphorbiaceae.
CUUCCAGGAGAACUUCCACCUGAACUCAUCCAGCUGCCUUAUCUGGAAAUCAUUGAUUUUGCUUAUAACUACCUAACAGGUUCCAUUCCACCUGAAUGGGCUGCAUUGCCAUUGAAGUACAUCUCUCUUCUUGCAAACCGGUUAUCAGGGAAUAUCCCAAGCUAUUUGAUGAACUUCACUAGUCUUACGUACUUGAGCCUUGAACUAAACCAAUUUUCUGGAACGGUCCCUCGAGAAAUUGGGAAGUUAGCUAACUUCAAAACUUUGAUGCUAUCCUCCAAUAAUUUGAGCGGAAAUUUGCCAAUGGAACUUGCUGAGAUGAAAAACCUGACUGAUUUUAGGAUAAAUGACAACAAUUUCAAUGGGAGCAUACCUGAUUUUAUACAAAACUGGAGUCAACUCAGCAGGCUAGAAAUGCAAGCUAGUGGGCUAACAGGACCCAUACCAGCAUCAAUCUCAGUUUUAGAAAACCUAUUUGAUUUGAGGAUUGCUGACAUAAAUGGAACAAAUCAGGCUUUUCCUGAUCUGAGUAGAAUAACAGGUCUUUUAUGGAUAGUCCUGCGGAACUGUAACAUUGCAGGAGAGAUCCCUCCAUACGUCUGGGGAAUGAACAACCUAAGAACUUUGGAUCUCAGUUUCAACAAUUUAAAAGGGGGGCUUCACACUUCCAUAAUCACUCCAAAUCUGCUAUUUGUCUUUCUAAAUCACAACCUGCUCAGUGGAAACAUACCACUCAAUAUCAGGAUAGGAAUAGAUGUGGAUCUUUCUUACAAUAAUUUCACAAGGCAAAGACUGAGUCAGCCUGCUUGUCAGCUAACAAGGCAAAUAAAUCUAAACUUGUACCGGAGUUCUUCAAUGAGGAAUGACUUAGGUGGAGCAUGCAUGGAAGAUCCUAAAUGUGAUCGAUAUUGGCACUCUUUAUAUGUUAAUUGUGGUGGAAAUACUGAGAAAAUAAAUGGGAUUGCAUAUGAAGGAGACAAAGAAGAUGUUGAUGGUGCUGCAAGAUUUCAUCAGAGUAACAAUAACUGGGGAUUCAGUAGCACUGGAGAUUUUCUGGAUGACAAUGAUAAUAAGAACAUAGCUUCCCAUUCUACAAAUGUUUCAUCACCAAACCUUAAUGUAUUGUACAGUACAGCUCGGCUGUCUCCUCUUUCGCUUACUUACUAUCGAUAUUGUUUAGAGAAUGGAAGUUAUAAUGUGAUUCUACACUUUGCUGAGAUCCAAUUCACAAAUGAUAAAUUAUAUAAAAGUCUUGGGAGGCGCAUUUUUUAUAUUUAUAUUCAGGAAACUUUAGUAAAGAAGGAUUUCAAUAUAAAAACUGAAGCCUCUGGUGUUCUUAAACCAAUCACAAAAACAUAUACUGCUAAUGUUUCAAAUGGUAUCUUGGAGAUUCGCUUCUAUUGGGCUGGCAAAGGUACUGUCAGAAUUCCCACUUUUGGAGUCUAUGGAUCCCUAACAUCAGCUAUUUCUGUGAAUCCCGACUUCAAACCUCGUUUUGAAGGUCGAAAGAAAAGGAUCACACCCAUUGUUAUUGGAGUUGUAGGAUCUUGUCUUCUAUACUUAGCAAUGGGUAUCAUUUUGUGGAGAUGCUACUGCAAAGUGAAGAGUGGGAAGAAAAAAGGUCUUCAAGGACUAGAAAUCCAAACAGUUUCUUUUACCUUAAAGCAAAUUAUUGAUGCCACUAACAAUUUUGAUGAAGUAAACAAAAUUGGAGAAGGAGGAUUUGGACCUGUUUACAAGGGUUUGCUAGCUGAUGGUACCAUGAUUGCUGUUAAGCAGCUCUCGUCUAAGUCAAGACAGGGUAAUCGCGAAUUCUUGAACGAGAUAGGCAAGAUUUCAUGUUUGCAGCAUCCGAAUCUUGUGAAACUACAUGGCUGUUGUAUACAAGGAGAUCAAUUGUUUCUAGUGUAUGAAUACAUGGAAAAUAACAGCCUUGCUCGUGCUUUGUUCGGUCCAAAACAGCACCAAUUGAAGUUGGACUGGCAGACCAGGAAGAAGAUCUGUGUUGGAAUAGCUAAAGGUUUAGCCUUUUUACAUGAAGAAUCAAGACUCAAAAUUGUUCAUAGAGACAUCAAAGGCACUAAUGUUCUCCUUGAUAAGAAUCUAAAUCCUAAGAUAUCAGACUUUGGGUUGGCUAGACUUGGUGAAGGGGAAAAAACCCACAUUAGCACUAAAAUUGCUGGAACCAUGUAA